AUGGCUCAAGCAGUGCUCAGCAAGCAGGAGUCUACGCUCUCGUCUUACGAAGACAUCAUGAAUCAAUCUUCAACAAGAGCACCCUUCCAUGUCGAAACACCUGUUGCUCCUCACUCCCCCAUGCUGAGCUAUGCAACUGCCUGGGGAUUAUCGCUUCUUGCUGUGAUUUUGAUCGUGCGUGUGUUAAGCGGAGGAAAGAAGCUUCCAAGCGGGGCGAAACAGCUCCCACGACUCCCAGGAAUACCAUGGAUUGGUCGAUUCUGGGGAAUUCCAAUCUCGGGCGCAGAAGCUGCGUGGCACUUUGGCGACUUCCACAAGUCUUACGGCCCAAUCUACGAAUGGGUCACUUUCGGUGUCUCUCAUAUCUGGAUCGAAAAUGACAAGAUUGCUCGCGACCUCCUCGUCCACAGAGGAAAGCUCUAUGGUGACCGGCACGAACUUCCCGCCGCUGUUGGAGUCCGAGGCGGCUCUGAAAUCCUCCCCUUGAUGGGAAUCGGCGAAAACUUCUGGCGCCACAAGAACUUCAUUCAUACCAUCAUGCGACACUCAUCGCAAGCAGCUUUCUGGGAUGCCCCGCUUGCCGAGAAUAAGCACACUUUGCGACGCUUGCUCGAUUCUCCGGACACUUGGUCAGAAAGUCUCAUUACACAUUGCGCCCGUGUCGUGGCCAGGAUUGCAUGGGGUGAUGCCAAACAUGGGACCAAGCUACUGACCGUAGUGCCCCAGCUGCUCAAAGCAGUGUCUCCGGACGGACCACUCCCGAAUCUCCUCCCAUUCCUGAUGCAUCUCCCAUCUUGGCUUUCACCUUUCAAGAAGGCCGAGGCUGAGCGGGCGCGAGUCAUGAAGGAGGCCUUCUAUGAAGCCCAGCAGGAUGUGAUGGAUCGCGUCAAGGCCGGAACUGCCGAGCCUUCAUGGACAAGGAUCUGGCUAGAGAAUGAGAAAGGCAUGGAGAAGAGCAAGCUGGAUCAACACGAGGCUGCCCAUGCCGUCGGGACCAAUUCUUUCGUCGCCAUCGCCACAAUUGGCUCCCCUCUUCACUCGUUCUUCACCGCGAUAUGYCACUACCCUUCAUGGAUGCCGCGCAUGCAAGAAGAACUCGACAGGGUCUGUGGAGAUCGCCUUCCAAACAUGAAAGAUCUUCCGAAUCUCCCAAUCCUGCGUGCUGUUGUCAAAGAAACUCUCCGCUGGCGCCAACCAACGCCGCUCGGCGUGCCUCACAUAACCACCGAUGAGGAUGUCUAUGAAGGCUACUACAUCCCAAAGGGCGCCAUGGUCCAUGCAAAUCACUAUUUGAUCAGCCGAGAAGAGAGCAUGUACCCGGAAGGGAAUGAAUGGCGUCCAGAGCGAUGGCUCGAACCCUCCUGGCCAACCUUCAAGGCGCCUCUCAGCGAGUAUCCUACGCUUCGAGGUGACGCUGGCUUUGGUUAUGGCACCCGAUCAUGCCCUGGUACUGACUUGGUAAUGACUGAAUUGUACACACUCAUCGGCUCCCUCGCAUGGUCUUUCGACAUCAAACGCAAGGAAGGACGUCAAGGGUACGACAGCCCAGUGCCCUGGUAUGAGACGAAUCCUUUUGUCAUCACAAUGGCGAAGCCGUUUCCCUUGAACAUCAAGGUUCGCAGUGAAGAGAAACGCAAGUUCAUACUUGAUGGAUGUCCAGAUGGCGGCUUCCUGGUGCGCGACCAGGGCGAGAAGACCCUCGAUCGAUGGGACGUGUUUCGAGGAGACGGCACCCCUUUCAAUUGGCAAGGGUUAACUACCCCUCUCUCAGGUCAAAGGCCAAAAUCGUACAGCCCUGGUGUAUGA
This is a messenger RNA of Ramularia collo-cygni, 1806 nucleotides long. RefSeq lists its product as uncharacterized. The transcript is spliced from 2 exons. Bases 1 to 1806 code for a protein of 601 amino acids. Gene Ontology annotation, molecular function: oxidoreductase activity, acting on paired donors, with incorporation or reduction of molecular oxygen; heme binding; monooxygenase activity. Lineage: Eukaryota; Fungi; Ascomycota; Dothideomycetes; Mycosphaerellales; Mycosphaerellaceae. The record is from RefSeq and is a predicted model, not a curated record.